Emiliania huxleyi CCMP1516 is the source of this 3177-nucleotide messenger RNA. RefSeq lists its product as hypothetical. The transcript is spliced from 2 exons. Bases 25 to 3009 code for a protein of 994 amino acids. Lineage: Eukaryota; Haptophyta; Isochrysidales; Noelaerhabdaceae. The record is from RefSeq and is a predicted model, not a curated record.
UGGGGCGGGUCUGUCUCCGCCCACAUGCACGAAGUCGGCCACAACUUUGGACUCGCCCACUCCGGCGAGUUUGGCGAGGAGUACGGCGACCAGUCUUCGUAUAUGGGCUACAGCUACUUAAGUAUCGGCUGGCCCGCGAUGUGCUACCACGGCGGGCAGCACCGCAGCCUCGGGUGGUACAGCACCCACACCACCGAGAUCGCAGCCUCCGACUUCGUCAGCGGCCAGAACGAGCUCGUCGACCUGUUCGCAUUCACCGACGUCCAGGCCCUGUCCGCAGGGGACCCCGUCAUCAUCAAAUUGGACGUCGCCUCACCCCGGGGCUAUGCGCUCUACCUACAGUACAACAAGGCGGAGGACCACAACAGCGGCGUGGUAGAGUCCGCAAACCUCAUCACCGUCGUCCAGGACGCGCUCAACACCCCGGCGUACCAGCAGUCGUGGAAGGUGGCGUCGCUCGGUGAAGGGGACGACUACGACGACAAUCUGCGCGUCAAGGUGUGCUCGCUCGACGUGGUUGGCAGCGUCGACGUCGUGAGGCUCUCCAUUUCUCUCGACUACAUUGGCGAUCCAUGCCCCCCGCCGACUCUGUCGCCGCCGCCGGCUCCCCCAUCGCCGCCGCCAGCGUCGCCACCACCGUCGCCGCCGCCCUCGCCGCCGCCACCGCCCGCGCCUCCGUCGCCGCCACCAGCAGCGCAGCUGCUCGACCUUCGCACGGCCACCACGUACCAGGACUCGAGCUGGUUCGACAAGCAGGCGCCCGUGAGCGACCUGUCAUACGCCGACAGCACGACGGGACGGCCGUGGGCCGAGUGCGGCCACUACACAAGCCAAUGGUGGGGCGUCGACCUCGGGAGCGAGGUGUAUGUGCGCUACGUGCGGCUGCAGAACCGCAACGACUGCUGCCCGGAGCGGCUGACGGACGUCGACAUCUAUCUCGGCUCGACGGCGGAGACGUACACGGGCAACGCGCUGGUGAAGUCGGACGUGAGCGUGUCGUCGAACGUGAUGUUGGAGGUGGAGAUCAACGCGUUGGGGCGCUACAUCUACCUCAACCGGCCGUCUGCGGCGGGGCUGACGGUGUGCAAGUUCUACGUCUUCGCUUCGCCCGCGCCGCCGUCACAAUCAUCACCGCCUCCCCCGCCUCCGUCACCACCAUCGCCGCCGCCACCGCCUCCCUCGGCAUCGCCCUCGCCGCCGCCGCCACCGCCUCCGAGCGCAUCGCCUUCACAAGCGCCGCCGAGCGCAUCACCGUCACCGCCGCCACCAUCGCCGCCGCCGCCGCCCGCGCCUCCGUCGCCGCCACCAGCAGCGCAGCUGCUCGACCUUCGCACGGCCACCACGUACCAGGACUCGAGCUGGUUCGACAAGCAGGCGCCCGUGAGCGAUCUUUCAUAUGCCGACAGCACGACGGGACGGCCGUGGGCCGAGUGCGGCCACUACACAAGCCACACGUGGGGCGUCGACCUCGGGAGCGAGGUGUAUGUGCGCUACGUGCGGCUGCAGAACCGCAACGACUGCUGCCCGGAGCGGCUGACGGACGUCGACAUCUAUCUCGGCUCGACGGCGGGGACGUACGCGGGCAACGCGCUGGUGAAGUCGGACGUGAGCGUGUCGUCGAACGUGAUGUUGGAGGUGGAGAUCAACGCGUUGGGGCGCUACAUCUACCUCAACCGGCCGUCUGCGGCGGGGCUGACGGUGUGCAAGUUCUACGUCUUCGCUUCGCCCGCGACGCCGCCGUCACCAUCACCGCCUCCACCGCCGCCGCCUCCCUCCGCCUCGCCCUCGCCGCCGCCUCCCUCGGCAUCACCAUCGCCGCCGCCUCCCUCAGCAUCGCCGUCGCCCCCGCCGCCGUCCGUCUCGCCGUCGCCGCCGCCGCCGUCCGCCUCACCAUCGCCGCCGCCGCCCUCAGCAUCGCCGUCGCCCCCGCCGCCCUCAGCAUCACCGUCACCCCCGCCGCCAUCCGUGUCGCCGUCGCCGCCGCCUCCCUCGGCAUCGCCCCCGCCGCCGUCCGCCUCGCCCUCGCCGCCGCCUCCCUCCGCCUCACCAUCUCCGCCGCCUCCCUCCGCCUCACCGUCACCACCGCCUCCCUCAGCAUCGCCCUCGCCGCCGCCUCCCUCCGCGUCGCCGUCGCCGCCGCCUCCCUCCACCUCGCCGUCGCCGCCGCCUCCGUCCGCCUCGCCCUCGCCGCCGCCUCCGUCCGCCUCGCCGUCUCCGCCGCCUCCCUCCGCCUCGCCGUCGCCGCCGCCUCCCUCCGCGUCGCCGUCGCCGCCGCCUCCGUCCGCCUCGCCGUCGCCGCCGCCUCCCUCCGCACCGCCGUCGCCGCCGCCUCCCUCCGACUCGCCGUCGCCGCCGCCUCCGUCCGCCUCGCCGUCGCCGCCGCCUCCGUCCGCCUCACCCUCGCCCCCGCCGCCCUCAGCGUCGCCGUCGCCCCCGCCGCCCUCAGCAUCGCCGUCACCCCCGCCGGCAUCCGUCCGCCUCCCUCGGCAUCGCCCUCGCCCCCGCCGCCGACCUCGCCACCGCCUCCCACGCUGCCGCCUCCCGCCCCUCCUCCAUCCCCGCCUCCACCCACGCCGCCGCCCUCACCGCCGCCCUCACCACCACCACCCUCGCCACCACCGCCCUCACCGCCGACCUCGCCACCGCCUCCCACGCCGCCGCCACCCUCACCGCCACAACCCUCCCCUCCUCCACCCACGCCGCCGUCGCCCUCUCCGCCGCCGGUCUCUCCGCCCCCAUCCUCGCCGCCACCGCCAUGCGAUCAGAUGUGUCACUUUGCAGGAGCGGCCAAGGCGUUGCCCUGCUCGAUUUUUGCCGAGUUGCCGUGUCCGCUUCUCGCAGACCGCGGUUGUUCUCAAUGUACCGGGUGCUGUGGCCUGUCGCAGUGCAUGUCGACAAACUCAUCGGACUUUUGAGCUUCCCGCGCCGGUGCCAGCCGCCAUUGGCUGGCGAAUUCUACGUUUACGGAUACGUGUGAAUGGAGAAUGGAAAUUGGAACCGUGGCCAUGACAGACCGGCGGCGCGUACGUGAAUGUGCAUGGUAUGCAUGUUGCAUGUAGUGUGCAGAGCUGAACUCGUCGAGACGUGGACGAUGUGGAAUGUGAGUAGCGUUGACGCCUGUGGCGCAGAAAAAGUAAUAUAUCUUUAUGCAGUUGGCGACGGUAUAUCAUUUGGGCG